UGCCGGUUAUUCAGAGGAAGGCUCAAGAGCUUCACUUGUGAUAUAGCCUCGCCUCGAUCACCAUGCCUCCAAGGAAGAAGCCUAAUUCUUCUUCUAAGAAGCUCAAUUCAAAUCAGCAAUCGCAGCCUUCCAAGUUCGGCAUCCAACACUUUUUCGAGCGCCACUCUCAGAAUGUUGCGCAGUCACAAAAGCUCACUUCACGAUCUUCCGAUUCGAAAACUGAUGUUUCUAACUCUUUGAAACGUGGAGCUGAUGAUCUGAAUGCGGCAGCGGUUGAUUCAAAGGGCGCCGCUGCGGCUACGGCAGCUCAAAAGUCAGAGUUGCGGGUGCUCCCAGUGAAUGAUGCAGUUUUAGCUUCUGAAAACCCUAAGGUACCGCAGGGGAAUGAUGCUAGCUGUUCAUCUCUGAAUACGACGCCUGAGAAUUUGGUUACGGCUGUUCGGAAUGAUGGUGAUGAUCAUCCUAAUGAGGUGUCUCCACAAUUUUCCAAGUCCGUGUCCCUGAAGCGCUUCAAGUUCUCUCCGGGGAUGCUGAUAAAGCAAAGUCAGGAUGAUGGGAGUGAUGAGAUCACAUGGAAGAUAUCUCCAGUAAACGUAAGGCUUCAGGCUGCUUCAAAGCAAACGCCAGAAACUAUAAGAGUUCUGGCGAAUUCCUCGAGGCUCAGUUCUUUGAGAAUUCGACAGUGCUCACGAAAUAAGGCUUCUUCAGUAGAACCCGAGAAUUUGGAGCAGUUAAGUUCACCAGAGUUGAGACCUUGUCAAAGAUCAGUGGUUUCGUUAAAUAAGACUGGAUUGAAAAGGUUAAAUCCUCAGCAUGAUAUGGAACCUAAUGGAGUUGCGAUUGAUAGUUUGGGUGGCUCUGGAGUAAGUAACAGUCAGAGUCCAUUCCGGACGCCCCCAUCUUUGUCAUACUGCGAUAAGAUUGCCAAUGGCGUUGAAUGUAAUGAAGCACAGAAUCACCCUACUUUAAGACCGCACAAAAAGGCAUUGCUUGAUCUUUUAGAUCAAGUAGAAGAUGUCAUUGCUGUUGAUACUGUGGCUUCCAUCGACUUGGGGGUGCAUUCAUCUAAAUUAAAAGGUAGAAAUGGUAACAAGUUGACUACUAGAGUUGAUUCAGCAACAACGCAAGUUACUAAAAGUCUUCCAGACACAGUGAUAAAGAGACCCCCUUCUGAUUUUCUUGUCUUGGAGGUAACUGAGAAGUGUGAGCUGGAUGCUACAUCUGGUGGUAGACGCUCAUAUAAGGUUCUUCGUCUGCUAAAUGAGCAGAGUGGAGAAGAACGGGCUGUAUAUCUUUGGGAAGACUGGUUUGACAGUAUUAUUGCACCUGGAGAUGCUGUGAAUGUUAUUGGUGAAUUUGAUGACGAAGGAAGGUGUCACGUUGACCAUGACAAUAAUUAUGUUAUCCUACACCCAGAUAUACUUGUCUCUGGAACUCGGGUUGCUGGUCAUUUGACUUGUCCGAGAAGGAGUGUUCUUGAUGAGAGGCUGAAAUGUAACGAACAGUCAAUUUCAGCAUUACUUGGUACUUUGCUGCACCAGAUUUUUCAGGCUGGUCUUAUGGAAGAAGCACCAACUGUCGCCUUUUUGGAAGAGGUUUCAAGAACGGUGCUCCAGAAAAGUAUGGAAAACGUGUAUGCAUGUGGAGCAAAUGAAAAGGAUAUACGCAAAACCAUGAAUGAGGCGAUUCCAAAAAUGUUGCAUUGGAUCACCCUCUUCAAAUGUUCCAUGGGUUCUAAAGCACCAACUAUUGAGUUUAGAUCUAAUGAUGGUCCCAAGAAAGUUAGUAUAUCGGAGGUAAUUGAUAUUGAGGAGAUGGCAUGGGCUCCCAAAUAUGGCUUGAAAGGAAUUAUUGAUGCUUCUGUCAGGGUAAAUGUAACGUCAAAUGAUAAUAAGCGUGCUGAGAAUGUCAUGCCUUUAGAGUUUAAAACUGGAAAAGUGCCAGCUGGCCAGUCCUCCAUGGAACAUUCUGCCCAAGUGAUCUUGUACACACUGCUUAUGUCCGAGAGGUACCAGAAACAUGUUGGUCGUGGUCUCCUUUAUUAUCUCCAGUCGGAUCAGACACAGGGAAUCCGGGUUCAAAGAUCUGACCUGGUGGGGUUAAUCAUGCGUCGGAAUGAGCUUGCAAAUAACAUCCUCAAGGCAUCAACUGCACAAUUACUUCCCCCUAUGUUACAGAUUCAAAGUGUGUGCAAAGGAUGUCGCCAUCUUGAUGUUUGUACCAUUUAUCAUAAGAUGCAAAAUGGAAGCAAAGAUAGUAGUGGGCUUGGAGUUCUAUUUGACUCCCACACGGAUCAUUUGAAAGCUUCUCAUGGUACUUUCUUUCAGCAUUGGGAAAGAUUGAUUGAUUUAGAAGCCAAAGAAACGGAGCUUGUAAAGAGGGGAGUUUGGCACUCACGUAGUGUGGGAAAAAAUCAAAUGUCUACCUGUAUUUCUUCUCUUGUUCUUACCACGUUGGAUGAGCGACCACAUUGUACUUUUGAAAAGGACAACCGGAUCAUCUAUCGUUUUGUCCGUCAAGAUUUGUCUUCACCGUGUUUGAAAGAUUCAAAUGGUGAUAGUUCAAACACUGAUACUUCAAUAAAUGAAAUGGAUAGUUCACUUAGAGUUGGAGACUAUGUGAUACUUAGUACAGAUUCUGGGCAUUUGACCCUAGCAAGUGGUAUUAUAACAGAUCUAAGCAGUCUCCAUAUAUCUGUCUCUUUUUCUAAGCGCCUACGUUUGCCUGGAAGCACUCCUUCUACAGAGGCACGUGAUCUUUUGAAGCAAGUUUGGCAGAUUGACAAGGAUGAAUUUAUGACUUCGUUUGCAAUCAUGAGGUUUAAUCUUGUACAACUGUUUCUGCAAGGUGAACGAAAUGCUCAUCUUAGAAAGUUGAUAGUAGAUCUUUCGGCUCCAAGAUUUGACGGUGGAUGCAUAUUCAGCCAGGAUCCAGCAAUAUCUUAUAUCCGGUCAGAGAAAAGUUUAAAUGAUGACCAGCGUCGAGCCAUAAUUAAGAUACUUACAGCAAAGGAUUAUGCUCUCAUUCUAGGAAUGCCUGGAACAGGCAAGACGUCCACAAUGGUUCAUGCUGUGAAGGCUUUGUUGAUGAGAGGUGUAUCCAUUUUGCUCACAUCUUACACAAACACUGCUGUUGAUAAUUUACUUAUCAAACUGAAAUUUCAGAACAUUGAUUUUAUACGAAUUGGGAGAAUUAAUGCAGUGCAUGAAGACAUUCGCAGCCAUUGCUUCUCGGAGUUGAACAUACAAAGCGUGGAAGACAUCAGAAUGAGAUUGGACCAAGUCAAAGUUGUUGCAGUUACUUGUUUGGGGAUAACUAGCCCCUUACUUGUCAAUAAAAAAUUUGAUCUAUGCAUAAUGGAUGAAGCUGGACAGAUCACCCUUCCAGUUUCCCUUGGACCUUUGAUGUUUGCUUCAACAUUUGUCCUUGUUGGCGAUCACUAUCAGCUACCUCCUCUUGUUCAGAGUACAGAGGCUCGAGAAAAUGGAAUGGGGAUAAGCUUGUUCUGUAAGCUUUCAGAAGCACAUCCUCAAGCAAUUUCAGCAUUGCAAAGCCAGUAUCGCAUGUGCCGAGAGAUUAUGGAAUUAUCAAAUGCCUUGAUAUAUGGAGACAGAUUGCGUUGUGGUUCUGAAGAAACAGCGUACGCAAAGCUUGAGUUUUCUAGUUUAAAGUUGUUCCCAUCUUGGCUUAAGGAGGUUCUAAACCCAUGCAAACCUGUUAUCUUUGUUUGUACAGAUCUAUUACCUGCUUACGAGACAAGAGAUCGCAAGAUUGUGAACAACCCAAUUGAAGCCAACAUAUUAGCAGAGGUGACGAAUGGAUUGCUUGAUGGUGGGAUUAGAGGGAAUGAUAUUGGCAUCAUUACUCCGUACAACUCCCAGGCAAGCAUCAUUCGUCUCGCUAUCAACAUAGCCUCUGUGGAGAUUCAUACCAUUGACAAAUACCAGGGAAGAGAUAAGGACUGCAUUUUGGUGUCCUUUGUUAGGUCGAGUGAAAAUCCAAAGAGCUGUACGACCUCACUUCUUGGAGACUGGCAUAGAAUUAAUGUGGCCAUUACACGUGCCAAGAGAAAAUUAAUCAUGGUGGGAUCACGUAGAACACUAUCAAAAGUUCCACUGUUGAAGCUUCUAAUCAAGAAGGUCGAGGAGCAAUCAGGAAUUUUGAGUGUAACAAAGAAGGAUAUUCGCCAAAGUAGCAAGCUUCGGGAUUGCACUUCGACCGACUUGUUGUAAAGUGAACGGUUGUAAAGGGGAGAGGAGCAGAGGCUUUACUAAUGUCAUGUGUGAAGCACAGAGGAAAUCUUGUCUACUUGCGAAAGGUACUUUCCAUUUCUGGAAGUUUUAGUGAUACUGCUUGCAUUGCUAAUUCUUUUCAAGUCUCCAUCUGAUACGGCCAAAGCAAUUCACUAUCACAAUUGCUGGACCCUUCACUUUAUUUAUUAUUUGUACUCUCGACGGUCCAAAAUCCAAUGUUCUGAAAUGAUUUUUUGGAAUAUAUAAAAUUUAAGUAGUUAAUAUAAAAAAAUCAUACGAUUACACUGCCACUUUGUGUCAGUGAU
Molecule: messenger RNA, 4558 nt
Organism: Momordica charantia (bitter melon)
Lineage: Eukaryota; Viridiplantae; Streptophyta; Magnoliopsida; Cucurbitales; Cucurbitaceae
Product: DNA replication helicase
Molecular function (GO): single-stranded DNA helicase activity
Source: RefSeq, a predicted model, not a curated record